This is a messenger RNA of Salvelinus fontinalis (brook trout), 1081 nucleotides long. Its product is annotated as glutathione S-transferase kappa 1-like. Gene Ontology annotation, cellular component: peroxisome; mitochondrion. Gene Ontology annotation, biological process: glutathione metabolic process. The record is from RefSeq and is a predicted model, not a curated record. Lineage: Eukaryota; Metazoa; Chordata; Actinopteri; Salmoniformes; Salmonidae. Gene Ontology annotation, molecular function: glutathione transferase activity; glutathione peroxidase activity. The transcript is spliced from 8 exons. The coding region runs from base 314 to 997 and encodes 227 amino acids.
UAACACAAUGUAUCCCAUCUAGCCAUGACCCAGAAGCACUGGGGCGUAGACUGCAAGUUAUUCUAUCCGGGUUAUUUAAAGCAGCUCCAGUUAAGUGUCUUUAUUGGUAGGUUACAUGUACGCUUGAAAUAAUCAACGAAAGAACAAAGUUAACAACUGGUUUGACUUUUGCACGGGUAAUUUGUAUGGACUCUAUGUGCACAUUUCUAAACUUGAAAACAAUCAGAGUACAAAAUGCAUUUGAUUGUUUUCAAUGGUUGAACUUUGACACAGUUUUUUUUUUAACAGACGGACAGCUAGCUGGUGCUCAAAGAUGGCAAGUUCCCGGAAAGUGAUUGAACUGUUUUAUGACGUGGUCUCUCCCUACUCAUGGCUUGGCUUUGAGGUCAUGUGCCGUUACAGAAAUGUGUGGAACAUUGACCUUAAACUACGUCCUGCAUUCUUGGGUGGCAUCAUGCAAGGGUCAGGUAAUAAGCCCCCAGGUCUGGUCCCAAACAAGUUCCUGUAUAUGACCACAGACCUGCACCGUCUAGCCCAGUACUUCCAGGUCCCCAUCAGUCCCCCUGCUGACCCCUUUGAGGCCAUGUUUGAAAAAGGCUCGCUGUCUGCCAUGCGCUUUGUGGCGGCGGUACAGGAGAGGGAGGUGGGAGGAGAUAAACAGGUAGAGCAGGUGUCCCGGGAGCUGUGGAUGAGGAUCUGGAGCCAAGACAAAGACAUUACCCAGCCUGCAUCACUCUCUGAGGCAGCCAUGAAGGCAGGGCUCUCAGCCAGUGAGGUAGAAGAGCUGUUGAAACUGUCCACCUCUAAGGAAAUCAAAGACAAGCUGAAGAGAUCCACCCAGGAAGCACUGGACCAUAGGGCCUUUGGUUUUCCUCUGGCUGUGUGUCAUGUGAAUGGAAAGGCGGAGGUGUUCUUUGGCUCUGACCGGUUUGAGCUCAUUGCCCACUGCAUAGGAGAGAAGUGGAUGGGACCCCAGCCUGCUGCUGCCAAACUGUGACUUAAAACAUGAAACUGGGACGUGACUGGGACUUGAAACCUGUCACAUGGAAUUCAUUAAGAUUUAUAAAUACUAUACAUAUGA